AUGUCAUCACCGGAUCCUCUCAACGAUUCGACCAUGGCGGAGCUCGCUUCAGUUCCCCCCUCUGCCGUUACUCGCCGUGUCACGCGGAGUCAGUCGUCGCAAAGAUUUUUUGCGCUGAGCAGUUCGCCUAGAAAACAGACGUUUGAGCUACAAGUCGGCGACCGAAUGUCGCCACAGCGACUACUGGUCACGGUUGAGACGGAUGGGCCGCAACAGGACACGAGUGUUGGGAGCAAUGCCAGGCGAAAGCUUUUCCAGCCGCCCGUCUCCACGUCGUCAACACCUGGGCGGCGACUGAGAGGACGAACCACCACCACAACCGUGCCUCUGCGGGAGUCGAUAGAAGAAGACGGUCACGACGGGACUACUCCGAAGCCGAAGGCACGAGGCCUGCAGCGAAAGUCGAAUGGAACUCCAAUGCCAACCACGGGGAAAAAAAGGCGCGCAGUCACUCCAGUUAGGAGAACGCCUAGACGCCUGCGAACAUUGACGAGCGCAGAUGGCGAGGAGCCGUCUUCAGAGGCCAGCGAAGAGGCCACCGUGCAGGCCACGCUCACACCGCGACGACGUAAUUUGCGCCCGCGAAAGGCUUCCGCGCCGGCACCUUCGAGCGAGGUUGGCACAGUCACCACCCCGCGGCCAUCUGCAACAAGAAGAGGGAGGCGGAGACGUCAGGCGUUGGCACCCGAUGAACUGCUCGAACUUGCUGAUGAAGUCGGAGACAUCAAUCUUGACACAACACAACUGCCACCCGUUACAAGCGAAGACGAGGUGGACCUAGUAAGGGCACCCUCGGAGUCCACGGAUGAUGCUUCUCUGGACGCGCCGGCUCCAGCUCCUCCUCCGGCCCCUGCCGUGCCAUCGUCUCCAUCACCAAACUUGGCGCUGGCUGCUGCAGAGUCCGAAUCAGACAUGUGGAUAGGAAGUGCCACGCCACGCGCUUCAACCCGAACACGAAGAGAUGUGGUACCCGAAUCCUCGCCUCGCUUCCCGACGGAAACCUAUGCAGAACCACAACUGGAUCACUUUGAGACUUCUCGAGAAGGCUACUAUGGUGAUUAUGGGUAUGCAGACCAGGUAGCAGCCGCCAGUGAUCGAUCUUCGAUUGAUCAGCCGCUUGAGGCUGAAGACGCCGCCGCGAGUGCCGCUCCGGCUGGUUAUGACACUAUUGCACAAGGCGAAGACUUCAGCAUGAUAUUCAUGGACUCAAUACCCUCCUUGCGAGCCGAUUUCCACAGCUCUGUGCAACCGGUCGAGGGAGGGGAGCUAGGCGAUGAGACCAAUCUCAUUAUCAACAACACACUGGAAUCCCUUCGACAGACUGAUCACGAUAGUCCCGCAGAAGAUGAUGAUACGGAGGGAAGCAAGAGGUUAUGGAGGAGCAGCCAGUGGAGGAGCAACCAGUGGAGGAGCAACCAGUUGAUGAGCAAGCUGUUGACGAGCAAGCUGAGCAAGCUGUUGACGAGCAAGCUGUGGCAAGCUGUUGACGAACAAGCUGUUGACGAACAAGCUGUUGACGAGCAGCCGGUUGAUGAGCAAGCUGGUAAGAGGGAGCUAGUUGAGGAUGAAGUGAUAGACAGAGAAUCAACACCAAUCCCUCAAUCGUCAUCACCGGGCAGGCCAAGCCCGAGAUGGUCACGAAGUCCUCGAAAGUCGGCUAAUUCGUCGCCACUGCGAUAUCGGGUUUUGAUGCAGAAUGCAUUACACACAGGAGGGUCUCCUGCUGUACAAACGAAACAGAUCGAUAAAUUUCAUUCAUCACCACGUUCGGAUCGCCGACUUCGAAGUGCGGACCGUUUGGAGAAAGAGGUUUCCAACCCAUAUGAGGAUUCCUUUUCUGAAAUUCCGGAAGCAGUGCUUACUGCUGCUACUCCCCGACGACCGCGAACAAAUAUGGCCUACGAUGGCUUGAAAGAAAAGGUGGACCAAGCACAGACUCUAGAGGAGGAUCACGGUGCACUGUUGCCUAAUGACGACCAGCAACAUGACGACGAACCCGCCAAAGUGGUGGAAGCGGUUGUAGGGACAGAAGAACAAAAUACUCGAACCAGCGAGGUACCUAAGCAGGCCAUGGAACAACAAGAAGAUUUCUCCCAGGAGAUUGAUGAGCCCGAAGGUGAAAAUGUCGAAGGAUCUGGAGAAGAAGACCAAGCGGAGGAAAUGGUGGUUGGAUCAGACCAUGAGGAAGAAGCGACUUCGAGGCAAGAACCGAUUCAAGAUGUCGAUGGUGGAGAAGAAAUGGGGGAGUACGACCUAGUUCAGCAGGAAGAGUCUGGGCCAGAACUUGAAUCUGCCUCAGAGCAACAGGUCCUGCCUUUCGAAGGGAAUGACGAGGAAUUUCAGGAAAGUGAGUUUGAAUAUGACGGAGAUGGGUUGGACGAUGCUGAACUAGCUGGCCUGGAAACGGAGCAGCCGCUAGCAAUGAUCCAGACGGUUGACGCUGACGAGGAAGAGGAGGCGGACGAAGAGGAUAUGGAUGCUUCACCUCAGCUGGAUGAAGAUCAUCAAGAGGACUCGGACGAAGAGAUGUCCGAUGAAGUAGAUCAAGAAGAAGACUACGAAAUUGUCGACGAAGCUGCUGCGGUUGCGGCCUCAACUGCCAGUGCGGGAGCUCAGUCUGAGCUUUCACGCUUGCCAACUCCAGACGAUACACCACCACAGCCUCAGCUUCAAGCUACGAGUGCAGAAAUGGCAUACCAAGGUUCGAGGCGACUCUCGAGUCUCCAGUUCUCGCGUAUGUCGCCUGCUCAAUCCGGGGAUACUUCUCGCGCCAUAACCGAGCAACCCCGUGAAGUUGAAGUAUCUGAAGAGCCAGAGGAUCAAGAAAUGGAGGAUGAGGUGCACCUGUAUGACAAAAACCCGGAGGGUGAUCUCUUUGUCUCAGAGGCUCGACCAGAACCUCCUGCCAUGCAUGAAACUACUCGACAGUCCCCGGAAGCGACUCCUCCGCAACACAACUCGUCACCCGUUCAAGAGCCUGCAUCCCUUCAGCAUGAGACUUUGCUGGACAAGACGUCACGGCCUCAUCUCUCUACGAUUAUACGAGCGGGGCGUGUCCUUCAGAGCGUCACUUCGGAUCCCCCGUCUCCUGAAGGACGUGAGAAGCAACUCGGCAGCCCAUUCAGACGUUCUGGCAGCAAGGAUUCGUGGACAGGCUCAAGAGACAGCCAGACGAGUCGUCGAAUGAGCAGAAGCCCCUUGCAGAACCGAGGUGCUGCCCCGACUGGAACGGAACCAGACAACCAGGCCCAACCAGAGACUUCCAGUUCUGCAUCAAGGAACCCGAUAUACCCUAGUUUUCUCAGCCCAGUUCGUCUCAGCAAAGAACCGUCUGUGGAGCGGGAUAGGUCAGACAGAUCUCUAUCGAGACAGUCAUCGGCAAGCUCGAUGCAUAUUACGCCCCCGAGCGAUGGAGCCAUGAGUUGGGUCGAAAGAGAGGGUCCGAUCAGCCCGAAUUUGCGGGGGGAUAACUCUCUCCGAGAGGUAGCUGGAUUGCCAAAGCUGAGAACCGGGCUCGAGAAACUCGGUUCUGUCGAGCGAGUUAAUGCUCCUCCUGCUGAAGCUCCUGUGACCGAGCCGCCUCGAGAAUCCACACCAAGAGUCGAGGCGCCAGAGCCGGACCAGGAUACGCGAGAUGAUGAGACGGAUAUUUGGGAACUAGAGGCACAGCGAGAAACACCUCGCUCUGUCAGGCAGCAGCCCUUUGGCAAGCGUGUCCCGACAAGCAACAAUCGGCGUGGAGCGAUUCCAAGUCCCUGGACAAAACGAAGUGUUCAUCGACCAGCAAUCUCGAGGAUGAUUUCACAGGCGGUGCCAGAUCUAUCUCAUGUCACAGAGGAACCAAGUGCUGUCCCCGAUCGACCACCUCCGUCUAGCUCUCCGGAUGAAUAUUCUCGUCUUGCUCAAAGUCAGAAGAAAGAAGCCGAAGCCAAGAAUGCAGCCAACGCUCCUGAAUCAGGCAACAGGGCUACCAAGUUCGACCUCUCCUCUUUCUUCUCUUCACCGGCAGCAAUCCCGGGCAUGCUAGCUCAGAAAUUCAUGCUAGCAAGAAAGACCCAAUCCACCGCUCAAUCCGCACAGCCUUCCAUGUCCAUGGCCGGGCAGGCUCCUCCUGUGGUGCCCACAAACUCCAUGUUUCCGCAGAUCCCUCAGAAGGAUCUCCGGCCUGACAGCAGCAACGGAAGCGGUCUAUUCUCGCCAGCUCGGCUCAGGGAGCCGUCGUCACCUUCUGAACAGCAGGAACAAACUCCCGAGCCGCAAGAGCAGCAGCCAAGCUCCGAGGCCGAAAGGUCACCGCCCCCGGCGACGCCAGAGCAAGCCUUCAGGCCAACCGUUGCCCAAAAGCAAAAUUUCACCCCUCGACCGGGUCAAGCAAGCAGCUCGUUCUUUCGUUCCUCUUCCAAUCCUUCUGCGGCCGUCACCCCUCCCAGGAUGCAGCUCUCCCACGCGGACAUCCACAGAUGGACACAACAAGCGUCCAACGCCAGCGAAGCCUCGUCCGGCUUCCAGCGUCCCCUUCUCCGCCCCUUGCCACCCAAGACUGCGUUCCCCACAAAGUCCAGCCUUCGGUCCCCUCUCAAACCCCGCACGCCCGGCCGCGUGGUCGAAUUCACCAGCUCCGUCCUCUCGCCGGCCGAGCAAGCUAAAGCCCGCCUGGAAGACCGCUCAACACACUCCAACUCCAUACUCUCGCAGGACUUGUUUGCUCCUCCACCCCACCAGCCCAUUGUUCAAGAUGACAAGGAAAACGCCUCGAUGGAGGACGUCUCCAUGGAAGACGCCCCGUCUCCCACCAAGCUUCGCACUCGAGAACCCUUGUCCCAGACAACCUGGUCCCGCCAGCACUGGCUUCUGCUGGACGAACUGUUGCAGUAUCGUCGCUCAUCGCCAUUUCCCGUGAAUUACACCCGUGGAGCGGAUCAAUAUCUCGGGAAAACAGUUAAGAGCUACGGCGAGGCCAUGACUCUCGACAGAUGGCAUCUGGACGUCGUGGACGCCUUCAAGGCAGAGGUCGGCGGCUGGGACGCAGACGUCCUGGCAAAGAGGCUCUUUGCCCUGAUUCUUGGCGAGGCGAGACGCAUGGAAGCCAGAGGACCCGUCGAAAGGAGAGUCGUGUUUUCCUCAUGA
Messenger RNA from Metarhizium album ARSEF 1941, 5127 nucleotides. RefSeq lists its product as uncharacterized. The transcript has 2 exons. The record is from RefSeq and is a predicted model, not a curated record. Lineage: Eukaryota; Fungi; Ascomycota; Sordariomycetes; Hypocreales; Clavicipitaceae. Bases 1 to 5127 code for a protein of 1708 amino acids.